AUGGCCUCGAGAAACCCCUCCACAUGGGACGAGUACGAACGGGGCGCAUCCCCUCAGCGCUCCGUGAGCAUCGACUCCAACGCCGUCGCUGAGGACCAGUCGCUCCUGGGAGAGGACGACGAGGGUGGCUACGGCGCCGGUUCUCAUGGGCUUCGCCGCAGAAGGUCUUCAGUAACGCGACACCUCGCCGCCAUUACAGACAUUGGCGGCGUCAACAGUAUUCGCUCCUUCACUCGAAGUUGGGCGCGUGCGGCGGGCUUUGCCGAGGUCUUGCCCCAACGACCAUCCUUCGUCUUCGCGCCCGAUCAGGUUCCCAUUGCCUCGGGGUCGAACGAGGCGCUCGACUACUCCCGAAGCCAUGUCGAGUCGGGCUCCCACCCGCGAACCUCGCUGCUCCGACAGCACCUCGAGGCUACACCCGAGACGGGGCCGAGCACCUCACACCAGAAUGGCUCUUCCGCUUCACUUGUGGACGACGGCUCGGUCCAGAACGACUUCCGCGACAGAGAGCGCAAGGCGGUCGAGGCGGAGAUGUCGGGCGCUGUCUACAGCGGCUCGAGCUUCGGUAGUGGCCGCCGUCCCUCGCAGUCCAUCUUCGCAGUCCCGCCCCAUUUGGCGACUCCGCCGCUGGUUGGCAGCUACAGCUCGUACAGAACGUAUGGCACCAUAGAGGAUGUUGACUCGCCGUCAAUGGCCCAGGCCGGCGAGCUGUGGCGUCAGCAACAAGAGGCAGGGGGCAACGUACCCGACGGAGAGAACAUGCCCAUUCUCGUGAAGGAGGUUGAGCAGGACGGAAAGAUCAUCUUGACUGUGGAAGGACAGUCCACGCUUCCUCAAACCAUCUUCAAUUCGAUCAACGUUCUAAUCGGCGUCGGUCUCUUGAGUUUGCCGAUGGGUAUUAAGUAUGCCGGGUGGAUUUGCGGCAUGACCAUCCUGGCCGGUUCCGCGGCCGUAACCGCCUACACGGCGAAGCUUCUGGCCAAAUGCAUGGAUCUUGACGCCAGCUUGAUUACCUUCUCCGAUCUAGCCUACAUCUCGUACGGACGCAACGCGCGCAUUGCCACCAGCAUUCUCUUCACUCUCGAGCUGUUGGCUGCCUGUGUCGCCCUCAUCGUUCUCUUCGCCGAUUCUCUGACCCUGCUGUUCCCGGGUUUCUUGAGCGUAAACACCUGGAAGCUGAUAUGCUCCGUCAUCAUGAUCCCUCUCAACUUCCUCCCCCUCCGGUUGUUGAGUUUUACCAGCGUCAUUGGCAUUGUGUGCUGUUUCAGCAGUAAGUACAGUCGCAUGUCUGUGUUGGGAUCUGGGCUGAUGUAUCGGGUAGUUGUGGCGAUUUUGGUGAUUGAUGGACUCAUCAAACCGACAACACCUGGCUCGCUCAUCGAGCCAGCCACGACGUAUCUGUUCCCGGCGAACUGGGGCACAUUGCCGUUGAGUUUCGGCCUGCUCAUGAGCCCCUGGGGUGGCCACAGCGUAUUCCCCAACAUCUACAGAGAUAUGCGCCAUCCUCACAAGUACCCUCGGGCCGUAAAGACGGUCUUCACGUCCGUGUACCUUCUCGACGCCUUCACGGCCGUUGUGGGUCUCCUCAUGUAUGGUGACAACGUCAUGGAUGAGAUCACAGCCAACAUCCUCCAGACGAGCGGGUAUCCACGUGCGCUCAACUUCUUGUUGUGCGUUUUUAUUGCCAUCAUUCCUCUGACCAAGAUCCCGCUCAACGCCAGACCGAUCGUUGCGACUCUGGAGGUGUUGACUGGCAUCCACCAGCAGGCUGUUGCCGACAGCUCAGCCAUGGUCGGCCGCUCCGCCACCUUCAGAGGCAUCAUGAAGGUAGCCAUCAGAGUCGUGACCGUCUUGGUCUUCCUCGUCAUCUCCAUUUUGUUCCCAGCCUUCGACAGCAUCAUGGCGUUUAUGGGCAGUGCCUUGUGCUUCACCAUUUGCGUGCUUUUGCCUCUUGCGUUUUACGUAAAGCUAUUCAGCAAGGAGAUCACUCCGCAGGAAAAGCUCCUUUGCUACGUCCUGAUGACCAUUUCAACGAUCCUGUCCGUGGUGGGUACGGUCUGGGCUUUCCUGCCGAAGAGUCUCAUCGGCGCAGAAUGA
Colletotrichum higginsianum IMI 349063 is the source of this 2097-nucleotide messenger RNA. Its product is annotated as Transmembrane amino acid transporter. Lineage: Eukaryota; Fungi; Ascomycota; Sordariomycetes; Glomerellales; Glomerellaceae. Gene Ontology annotation, molecular function: amino acid transmembrane transporter activity. Gene Ontology annotation, biological process: amino acid transmembrane transport. Gene Ontology annotation, cellular component: vacuolar membrane. The coding region runs from base 1 to 2097 and encodes 698 amino acids. The record is from RefSeq and is a predicted model, not a curated record. The transcript is spliced from 6 exons.